Capsella rubella is the source of this 960-nucleotide messenger RNA. Its product is annotated as transcription factor bHLH94. Gene Ontology annotation, molecular function: DNA-binding transcription factor activity, RNA polymerase II-specific; protein dimerization activity; RNA polymerase II cis-regulatory region sequence-specific DNA binding. The record is from RefSeq and is a predicted model, not a curated record. NCBI's taxonomy places the organism in Eukaryota, Viridiplantae, Streptophyta, Magnoliopsida, Brassicales, Brassicaceae. Gene Ontology annotation, biological process: regulation of transcription by RNA polymerase II. The transcript has 3 exons. The coding region runs from base 1 to 930 and encodes 309 amino acids.
AUGGCUCUCGAGAGUGUGUUUUUGCAACAUGACAACAUCUAUAGCUAUAAUGGCAAAGAAGCUUACUCCAACAUUUACAUAGAAGAUGAACCACACUUCUAUGAUCUUCAAGCCUCUCUUAAUUUUUUCGAUAACCGAAUCGAAAACUAUAACUCUACUUUUCUCCAAGAAGAUCACUACUAUGAGAAUACUACUACAUUCCUUCAUCAACCUCUUCCUGAUGAAAUUGCUAUUAGUGAAGCAAAUAUUACCCCAAAGGAGAACUCUUCUGGUAGCCCGAACCGCGAGAUAAACACUUCAGGGACCAAGAAGGCAACACGCCGUAGAACGAGAGUGAAGAAAAACAAAGAAGAAAUCAAUAAUCAACGUAUGACUCACAUUGCAGUUGAGCGUAACAGAAGAAAAAUGAUGAAUGAGUACCUCUCUGUUCUCCGCUCUCUCAUGCCUGACUCAUACGUCCAAAGGUGUGACCAAGCAUCAAUAGUAGGAGGUACCAUAAACUUCAUAAAACAACUCGAACACCGUCUUCACCACAGUAACGCCAAUAGCAAACAAAACGAAAAUGGCAAUAUCUCAUCCGCCACAGCACCUUUCUCGGACGCCUUCAAGCUUCCACAGUUCACAAUGGAAACCUCUUCUUCGGUCAGCGAAAACGUAGUUCUCGAGAAUUCAUUGGCUGAUAUUGAAGUAAGCCUAGUCGAGAGCCAUGCAUGUCUCAAGAUCAGAUCAAGAAAGAGACCAAAGCUUCUUCUUAACUUGGUCUCUACCUUACAAAGCUUAGGGUUUGUCAUUCUUCACCUUAACGUCUCCACUGUUUCUGACUUUAUCCUCUACUGUUUCUCCACUAAGAUGGAAGAUUCUUGUACGCUUACCUCAGUGGCUGAGAUUGCUACCGCAGUGUAUGAAAUGCUCAGUACUCAAUACUCAUGAUGAUGACGAAGAUGCUCAACAGUAACCCUA